AUGUUCCCAAACCUACAGAGCUUGUCCGAAGAGGACGAAUAUAAGGAUAACCCGGCACCUUCCGGCCGGCGGCGGUCGUCUGUGGUUCCACCUAGCCUGCAGUUCCUCGUCGAUCAGGACUCACAGCAAGCUAGUAAUGAGCCAGCCGAGUGGGAAAAGUCAUGGGAUCAAACGACUGGCAACCCGGAGCUUUGUGAUUUCUUGGAUCGAGUCUCCUCUAGAGAUCCAACCGAUCCGGACCGACAGGGUGGGGACAGAAUGCGAAGGGGUUCCUGA
This is a messenger RNA of Aspergillus niger, 276 nucleotides long. RefSeq lists its product as uncharacterized. The transcript is spliced from 2 exons. The record is from RefSeq and is a predicted model, not a curated record. Bases 1 to 276 code for a protein of 91 amino acids. NCBI's taxonomy places the organism in Eukaryota, Fungi, Ascomycota, Eurotiomycetes, Eurotiales, Aspergillaceae.